GAAAAUAUUCUGAGGUCAAGGAGGUGACAUUGAAGAAGACAUAUAAAAUACCCUUGUAAGCUUUCUCUCAGCCUGUGGAGUGCCAGCUUACUUCUUGGUGUAGAUCUAAUUAAAAUUACUGAAUACCUAGGGAUGGGAUGUCUUAUUUGUUUCUGUGUAUUUGCUGCAAUAAUCAUAGUGGCCCUUUAUCUGAGGAAAAUCCAUGGCUUUCUGGUAGACGAUAGAGCUCCUCCAAACCUUCCUUCACUCCCGAUUAUCGGGAGUCUUCUGAGCAUAAGGAGUGACAGCCCGCCGCAUAUUUUCUUUCAACAGCUGCAGAAGAAGUAUGGAGAUAUUUAUUCGCUUAUGAUGGGCUCUAAUAGAGUCAUCAUUGUCAACAAUCAUCACCACGCCAAGGAGGUCCUCCUUAGGAAAGGGAAAAUAUUUGCAGGAAGACCACGCACUGUUACUACAGACAUUUUAACACGAGAUGGGAAAGACAUAGCAUUUGGUGACUAUAGUGCCACAUGGAAGUUUCAUCGAAAAAUUGUACAUGGGGCUCUAUGCAUGUUUGGAGAGGGAACUGCAUCUAUCGAGAAAAUAAUUUGCAGAGAGGCGAGCUCCAUGUGCGAAAUCCUGACUAACCUGCAGAGCUCUGCAGCAGACUUGGCCCCGGAGCUGACCCGUGCUGUCACAAAUGUAGUAUGUACCCUCUGUUUUAGCUCCUCGUAUAAACGUGGAGAUCCUGAGUUUGAAGCUAUGCUCAAGUACAGCCAGGGAAUUGUGGAUACAGUUGCCAAGGACAGUUUGGUGGAUAUCUUUCCGUGGCUCCAGCUCUUUCCAAAUGAAGACCUCAGAAUUCUAAGGCGUUGUGUCUCCAUUAGAGACAAACUCCUUCAAAAGAAAUAUGAGGAACACAAGGCAGACUUCAGUGAUAACAUCCAGCGAGACCUGUUCGAUGCUCUACUGCGUGCCAAAAACAGCUCGGAGAAUAACAACACAAGCACUCAGGAUGUCGGUCUUACUGAUGAUCAUCUACUCAUGACCGUAGGGGAUAUUUUUGGUGCUGGGGUGGAGACAACAACCACUGUACUGAAGUGGUCCAUUCUUUAUCUUAUACAUCAUCCACAGGUUCAGAGAAAGAUUCAGGAGGAGUUGGAUGCCAAGAUUGGGAGGGACCGGCAUCCCCAGGCUAACGACAGAGGAAAUCUGCCCUACCUGGAGGCCACCAUCAGGGAAGUGCUCCGAAUCCGGCCAGUCUCACCACUUCUCAUCCCUCAUGUAGCUCUCUCAGAUGCAAAUAUAGGAGAGUACACUGUACAGAAAGGGACGCGGGUCAUCGUCAAUCUGUGGUCUUUGCACCACGAUGAAAAAGAGUGGAAAGACCCAGAACUAUUUAACCCAGAACGGUUCUUGAACGAGGAAGGCAACAGUCUGUGCUGUCCAUCACUCAGUUAUCUACCAUUUGGUGCUGGAGUGCGUGUGUGUCUCGGUGAAGCUCUGGCCAAGUUGGAGCUCUUCCUCUUCCUGUCAUGGAUUCUGCAAAGGUUCACUCUGGAGGUGCCUGGCGGUCAGCCUCUACCCGAGCUGCAGGGCAAAUUCAGAGUUGUCCUUCAACCUCAGAAAUAUAAAGUCAUUGCCAGGCUUAGGACAGGCUGGGAAAAGUCGCUACAGAGUCAAGAGUCUGAGUCAGGCUAAGAUGUCCAUUUUUCUUUUUAUACUCAGACUACAUAUAACAUUAGAACAGAAGUGUUUUGUUUUUACAGAUUGUCUUAACCCUGUGUUCAGUUCGCUACUUAGCAAUGGAUUUUCUGUUAGUCCUUUUCAUGGCUCAUAUCGACUUUGGGCAGCUGAGACAGAAAACAAUAUUGGAAAUGGGCAAAUUUGAAUACAUCUAUGUUUUGGGAAAGAACAGUAAAAACACACAAACUAGCAGGUGUGUGUAAACAGGUAUGAGUGCAAAUAAGAUAUGCAAUAAUAAGUAAAUUCACCAAUUUGUUUUAUUUUUUGUAAAAAGCAGUUGGUAUGGAUUGAUAGUUCACUACUUCUGUAAUCUGGUUAAUUAUUGGGCCAAAAUGACCAGAAAAUAACCUGUGUAAUAUAUGCAAUAUAAUCCUUUUUCAUGUUCAGUAGAGAAAAAUGAGCUAAUC
This is a messenger RNA of Ictalurus furcatus (blue catfish), 2129 nucleotides long. RefSeq names its product steroid 17-alpha-hydroxylase/17,20 lyase (gene cyp17a1). The record is from RefSeq and is a predicted model, not a curated record. The coding region runs from base 133 to 1677 and encodes 514 amino acids. Gene Ontology annotation, molecular function: steroid 17-alpha-monooxygenase activity; heme binding; iron ion binding. Gene Ontology annotation, biological process: progesterone metabolic process; hormone biosynthetic process. NCBI's taxonomy places the organism in Eukaryota, Metazoa, Chordata, Actinopteri, Siluriformes, Ictaluridae. The transcript has 8 exons.